CGCAGGGACGAGGAUCGGCGCUUGCGAGCGAAGCGAAACUGCGCGGAAAAUCUUCAUCGUGUAACUGUCACAAUCGCCACGCUUCUGGUAUUUACGUUAAAGUGAGGAACGCUGCGCUUGGACUAUUUUCGGACGGAUUCUUUACAAUCUGUAUUUCGGAUAAGCUUUUUUUAAGAGGAAAAAGAAGGUUUCUGAGCAAGUGAUGAAAGACCUGCCGCGGAGUGCCAGUCCAGCCAAACGGAGCUUUUAUUAUCGAGAAAACAAACCGCUCAUAAUGUUCACAAAGCUGAUUGAAGGGGCUUGGCCUUAACCAGCGCUCUUGUUUUUUGUUUGUACAAAUUCAUCUACAUAUGUUUCCAGGAGUGGGGGAGCGGAGCGCACAUAGCAGGUGGAUUGCAGUGUAAUUACCCAGCGUUGCCCACCACCCAGUGCAAAUCGGCUGUUUGCUGCUGAGUUUUUAAAUUCGCGACAUUCAUGUUCAUAACGGGUCAUAUUUCAAGAGCUGGUUUGCAAAAGCUGUCGCGGGGACGGGAAAGGGCCGGGAGCCCCAAUCGUGUCAGUCCCUCGGAGGCACCAGCGCGCAGAACAGAAGCAGCUGAUCGGAGCGGUAGCGCAGCGCCUCGCUGGAAGUGCUGAACCGGGCCAUUCAUUCGCCUCUCCGAUCGGAUCGCCCACCUUCGUCCCUGGAUUACCGUUUAAGUUAAAAAAGUGUCCUUUCGGAAAUCAUUUUUCACACUUUCGUCUUCACCCACGGGGGAGAGGAGGGUGAAAACGUGAAAGGUGACCGUUUAGUGGAACAGGCAAAACCGCGAAGAGGUUUCGGAUUAUUUCUCAGCCCUGGAGUACGGGAUGCGAGCUUUGCGCGCUCUCUGGAGCGCAGCCUUCUGAAGCACUUCGGCCGGAGCGUCAGCUGGAAACACAUUUAUGGUCAGACUCCACAGCCCCCUGCUGUAGCACCUUGCCUUGGCCUGCCAUGUUGGCCUGUCUGCAAAGAAGGCAGAACCCUCCACCACAGCACCUGGUGUGUGCCAGCAAGACCGUGGAGGCCCCGCAACCUCCUAGCCGAAAAUGUGACCUGGCUGCCGCCGCGAGGUACCCCAGCACAGCUGAGCUUGACGCCUACGCGCAGAAGACGGCAAACAGCCCACUGUCCAUCAAGAUCUUCCCCACCAACGUGAGGGUCCCCCAGCACAAGCACCUUAAUCGCACUGUCAACGGCUACGACACAACAGGCCAGCGCUACAGCCCUUACCCACACUUCCACACGGGUGGCUAUCAGGGCUUGCUGGCCAUCGUCAAAUCCUCAACCACACCCGCCAGCAAGGGAGUGCUCAAGAACUCGGAAGGCAGGCGGACUAAGCUCUCGCCGGCCCAAGUAGCGGCUGCACCGUACCCACCGCCUGGCGCCAGCACUUUACCCCACGGCCACGGUCCGCUGGCCUACCAUGGGGGGCUGCCAAAAGCCCACGAGGCCUCCAUCGUGUCGGUGCCACCCAAUGUGACUGUUGCAGCCUCUGUGAUUCCUCUGGCCGGUGGGCGGGGCUUGACCCUGCCUCCGCAGUCAAACCUGCCCUCUAUCCAGAACAUCAUCUAUCAGAUCAACCAGCACUGUCAGGCGCAAGCCCUGCAGCAGGCCUGCCAGGGUGUGGUCCUGGCUUCAGCAGGCAACCUCAGCCCGUCCAAGCAGCCUCCGGCAGCGGGCUCCUCCGGCUCCUCAAGUGCCGCCUUCCCGGCAGGCCUGGUGCCCCAGGCUGGCCUGGUGUAUGCCGGAGCUGUGCUGCCCACCCAAGGUGCUGAGGCAGUCAAGGCCAGCGCCUACGUGGACGGCAUGGACUACCUCUUGUGGCAGCAGCACAAGCAGCAGCAGCAGCAGCCAGCCGUGCACCACAUGUACAGUGGCGGCAGCGGAGGAGGGGGGGCCCUCAGCAAAUCACCGGAGGCGUGCCUUCCCGCAGGUGGGGGUGGGGCCAUGGCAGGUGGAGGUGGGGCCCCGGGCUCCUCCAGGCCAUUCCCGCUGACUACAGGCACCAGCUCCUCUCCGUUGAACUGCGCCGCCAUGCACGGCAACUUCUCGGUGGGCCAGUACUUUGCGGCGCCCUGGAACAGCGUGCUGGUGACGCCCGACAGCGACUGUUACAACCCGCAGGAGCUGGCGGGGGCCAGUGCCGGAGCGGGGCACCGUGACCCAGCCUUCCCCCACGCCCAUCUGUCGCACCUGCACCCCCACGUCCACCACCACCACCACCACCACCAACACCCGGGCACAGACAGCAGCGGCGGCGCCGCCCUCUGCUGCAGCUUUCCCAGCAAAAGCCUGUGCAACACGUCGAUCCUUAGCAGCAGCCUGCAGUCGCUCGAGUACCUGAUCAACGACAUCCACCCGCCCUGCAUCAAGGAACAAAUGCUGGGCAAAGGGUACGAGACCGUGUCCGUGCCGCGGCUAUUGGACCACCAGCACGCCCACAUCCGCCUCCCCGUGUACAGAUAAGGGGCCCGGGGAGGGCAGAGUCCCGGCAGACUGAAGACACGGGAGAGAAGAUCUUGAGGUGCAGGGAUGUGCGAUGUUCACUUUGCUUCCCCAGGAUCGAGGCCUUGUUUGCGUUGGCUUGCGGUGGAGUGGAAUGACAUGAGUGCCGGCAACACGCUCGUGAGGGGGACGGUACGGGCAGCUGGCGGGGCAACUUUGCUGCAGGAGGGCCAGUGCUGUUGGAUUGGUGCUGAAAGUUCCAUCGCGUGGUUUGCCAACAGGGAACAUUUGCGUGCAUGAGCGUAUGCGUGUAUGUGUUCAUGCGUGUGCACGCGCGCGCGCUUGCGUGUGUGUGUUUUGAAGCCCCCCCGAUUUUCCUUAUUCUAAGUUUCAUUUAACUUUAUAAAUAACAUUCAAGGCUUGAUAUAAUGUGCACAGUUUCUGGAGCGCUCCAGCUACCCCCAAAACCAGACCAGAUCUGCCCUGGUACCUUAUUGACCCAAAGGGAUAAAAGCUUAGCGAUGCUCAAUUAGUGUGAGAACACACACACACACAAACACACACACACACAAACAUACAUACACAGACACUGAUACACACUGUGGACAUACACACAAUAAUGAACCCACACACAGGUUACAGUUGCAGGCAUCAGUGAAUCAAAUAGUUCUGCAAAAGUUUUUGCUUAAACAUACCUAAAAAUAAAUGGCAGUAAGUGUGUCCGUAACUGAAUUGCACUGUUAGGUGUUUGGAGUGCUGAGGUAUCAUCUCACUUUAGGAAGGUUUGACCGGGUGAUCUGGGUACAAAAGUUUUUUAAAACUUGAAAACUUGAACUUAUUUUUUUUUAUAUAAUUUUUUUAUAUAUAUAUAUAUUUGUAGGCAUACCACAUGCUUUGGCUGCUAAGGGGCAGAGUGUCUCCUACUGUGUAGUUUUUAGGUAUUUCCCUUCAUUUUGCUGCAUCCCUUGCGCAGCUCCAACAUACCCUGGACCGUGGGCCGUGCAACUGGGCUCAGCAAACACUGGAAACCACACACGACACAGAAGUUCCUACACAAAAGAUUUGGAAAAUGUCAUCGAUGAGGAAUGUCAUCAAAAGUCAUCCGCUCUGCCUAAUUUGCAUAUGCGUGUGUGUGUGUGUGUGUGUGUGUGUGUGUGUGUGUGUGUGUGUGUGUGUGUACGUACGCGUGCGCGCGUGUGUUCCCCUUCCUGCUCGUUUCUCCUCUUUUGCUGGAAGACGCCUGCAAGCCACCCUUCUGCUGGAACUGCAGGUUCGAGAGCCUCUCCUGCAUUUGCAAUGUGCUGCUGGAAUCUUGAACAUCUCAUCUUGUGGCACUUCUUGAUUCCACCAGGAAGGAGGGGGGCCUGCAGGUCCCUUGGUUCUCCUGGCAGGACACUGAUCAGUGAGAGAACCUGCCGUAGUUAGUCCCGCUGCGUAGGGAUGGCUUGGGGGAUGGCAUUGUGGUUCUGUAUGUGCAAAGUAGUACCCAGAGGUGACGUGUCCCGUAACUGAAAUUCAUGAACCUCACUGUCGCGCUCAAUUGCAGCAGCUCCUUCUGCUGUGUGUAGAACCUCGGGCGCUUACUCCGCCUUCCUGGGAUCUGUGUCUCGGAGGGACUGCAGCAAACAGGUGCCCAACUUCUUCCGGUGUUCAGGUGGGAUGUGAUGCAGAGGGCCCAGGGCUUAAAUCGUGGUUUACACCCAAAUAUCAGUCUCACCCACAGUCCGGCCUUGUCUAAAGUUUAAGCGUAUAGCAAUUUGUCCAGAAUGUUGAGACUCAUGUGUCUCCCCCAAGUGUCCAAAUCUCAGCUUUCUUCGUCUGUCUCAUUUUCCUGGCAAACGCAAUUAAUAUGGACAGACAGAUGAGUUCAGACAGCUGGCACUUGGUGCAGGGCUCGUGUAACACUGAUGUUGACUAGACCUAAUUACGAAUGCUAAUUGUGUGUAUUAAGUGCAAUUAUUCAGUUUAAAUGUGAAUUUGUACGCCUGGAAUUCCACUGCGUCAUCCUGCCUUCUCAGUACCGAUGCUCACAGAGUCGAGCUGCUUGAGUCCCUUUCACUUCCCAUCCAGGCUCCGUGUUUCCAGGCUACGCUCCGGACCUCCGUGACCUCACAUAGGAUGAUCGCUCCAAACAUGGUAAUAUGGCAAAGGCCUCACAUCAGUUUUGAGGGUAUUUUUUAAGACCCACAUCAUGAGUGUGGCAGCAGCUUUCACAUCUAACUGAUGAAUCCCUGAAAAAUGCCACUUGUGGUGCUAAACGGUGCUCCUUGCUGUGAUCUUGCUGGAGAUGCUUGCAUCCAGACUGCUCUGAGCGUUCUGCGUCGAGCUUCAUUGCAUUAAUUGUCAGUUCUUCCCCAGUUACACCCUUUUACCAUGUCAGCUGCUUGCCAUCAUAACAGAUCGCCAUAAAAUAGCACACAGGAAUUUGUGAGAAAGAAAUAAAAUGCCUGAAGGACAUAAUUUGACUCUAUUUGUCUGCACUAACCAAUGCAACAGAACUUGUUUAAUUUGUGUGACUUGUUCAGAAGUCCCCCGCUGGACAGGAAGAAGAAUCUGGGCUCGCAGGCGCAGUUCUGUGCUCAAGCGGGGCACCUUUGAACCCAAACGGGAUCACUAGGCUCUUGAAAAUCCAGCUGCCGUGCUCUGUCUUAGCGACGCUGGCCGAACUUGGGGGCUUGUUUCCCAGGUCCGAUACCCCUGCCGUAGAUUUGCUUCAGAGUGGCUCCAGCAGACGAGCGUGAACCCAGCUCUGGUGACUCUGUUGUGCCUCCUGAACUGAGAGUCCUGCUUCGCCCACAAAGCCGACUUAUCGAUCCACACUUCACGCGUCACAAAUUUGGACUGAAGCUUGUAUUGAUUGCAAGUGGGUGCAAUGUAUGUUCCUGAAAUGUUUGGUGUCAGUGGACACCCCCACGCUUGCAUCUUCAUCCCGUAGUGCUGCCACCCCAUUUUUCCAUUUCACGAUCAUUGUUUUCAGGAGGCCUCGCCUCAUCACCCUGCUCAUUAGUGAACCUUGUCCUUGGGUGUUCCGGAGCUGACAGGGGCUGUCAGGCUCUUUUGUCACACCGAUUCCGGAAGCUUCCCCGCGCUGUGUCAUUAGGACGGGCGCCGGGCACUGGUGUUUCAUUGAGAUUGACCACUUCAAAUGAGUUCCCUGCUCUUGGACAGUGUGUUGGAACGUGGUCCAAGCUUUGCUUUUACUCAGAUGUCCCCAAAGGUCCUGCAGCUGGUCGGUGUGGCCCCCAGGAAGACGAGAAGCUGUAGCACGCUCCUUUUGUGUUUCCUUUCGGAUCACUGUCUGCGUAAAAGAAGCACCUCCUGUCGCGUCCCCCGGGGCCCCCUUCCGCUUCCCCGUCCCACUUGCCCUCUUUCAUCUCUGCUGCUUUUUGUCUUGUUGUAAAUGGAUCUGCAGAAACUGGGGGCAGCCUUUUCUUCUCUUUCUCCUCCUUCUCCUCUUUUCUGCUGCCCCGCAUGCCCCAUCACACACACACA
Molecule: messenger RNA, 5959 nt
Organism: Scleropages formosus (Asian bonytongue)
Lineage: Eukaryota; Metazoa; Chordata; Actinopteri; Osteoglossiformes; Osteoglossidae
Gene: fam222aa
Product: family with sequence similarity 222 member Aa
Exons: 3
Coding region: 974-2488 (504 amino acids)
Source: RefSeq, a predicted model, not a curated record